AAUAGUCACUGCUACUUCUGGGAGAACGUUUUCUAGAGGUCUUUCUACGUAGAAAAGCCGAGCUGCCUUCUUCAUAGGCCAAAGGUAAGAGGGAAGAGUGGGUGUGGAUGGUCUGUGGUGGGGCCGAGCCAAGGAAACAUGGUUCUUAUUUUCGUUAGGUAGAAGGAAAGAUUCCUCUUAGCAUAAUGUCAAAGAAUCUCAAAGAAGGCUGAAGAAGGAAGCGAGAAAAGACUAAAUCUGUGCCUCUCUAUGGCAGUCCAGACACACCUCCCCUCUCUUUUUUCUCUUUAGAAACUAUCGGUCUCGUUGAGAACCUGGGCUUGUCGCUGAGGAUUCUGGGUGUUGUUCGGGGGAGGGAUCGGGAUGUAAGUGGGGAUCUGCGCGGGGAUUUCUGGGACUUGUAGUCCCGGUAGGACGAGUGCAUCCUAGGGCUGCCGCUUGAAAGAGUCUUCUUGGCAUCAGAGUACCUGAGGUCUAUCUACAAAGAGAAAUUAAUUUCUGUGAAGAUUAAAUCCUAGCAAAUUUUGGCAUCAGCUCUUCUAAAUCAGAAUGUCUACAAAAGUAAGGGAGGCUUCAAUGCUGGUUUCACAAACACCAGAUGAACAAGAUAGAAUUUUUAUAGUGAAGAUGGAAGAAGAGGAAAUUCACAACUGCGAACAGGAACCCAGCUUCCACUGGAACAACUGCUAUAGCCCAGAAACAUUUCGGCAGCGUUUCAGGCAGUUUGGCUACCAGGAUUCACCUGGGCCCCGUGAGGCCCUGAGUCAGCUUCGGGAAUUUUGCCAUCUGUGGCUAAGGCCUGAAAUGCACACAAAAGAGCAGAUCUUGGAGCUGCUGGUUCUAGAGCAGUUCCUGGCAAUUCUGCCAAAGGAGCUCCAGACCUUAGUACAAAAGCAUCAUCCAGAGAAUGGAGAGGAGGCAGUAACUGUGCUGGAAGAUUUGGAAAGAGAGAUUGAUGGACCAGGAGAACAGGUCUCAUUCUGUCAACAAAAUCAGGAAGAGAUGAUACUUCAGGGAGCAGAUCAGGAGUCACUAAGUCUUCAAGUCCAGCCUAUGGUUAACCAGCUCAAAUGGGCAUCUUGGGAGCUCCAUGCCCUAAGACGAAGUGGUGAUGACACCACAGUGGAAAAUGUAGAACUGGCUCCAAAACAACUUUCUUCUGAUGUAGAGUCACAUGGUAGCAUUCCUGGAACCCUCAAUAUGAAUGUUCCUCAGAUUUUAAAAUUUAGAGAAACCUGUGAAAGUGACGGCAGAUUCAAAAGAAGGCAGGGAAAUCCCUCUCGUAAAAAACAAUAUAAAUGUGAUGAAUGUGGUAAAAAUUUCAGUCAAAGCUCAGCCCUUAUUCUUCAUCAGAGAAUCCAUAGUGGAGAGAAACCCUAUGAAUGUGAUGAGUGUGCAAAAGCUUUCAGCAGAAGCUCAAUUCUUAUUCAGCAUCGGAGAAUUCACACUGGGGAAAAACCUUAUAUAUGUCAUGAAUGUGGAAAAGCAUUCAGUCAAAGUUCCAAUCUUUUUAGACAUAAGAGAAGGCACAAUAAAGAAAAAAUCCUAACAGUGUCAUGAGUGUCUAAAAGCAAUCAAAACCUUUUCAUCAGAAGAGAAGACUCAGUAUGCAAAGAUCCUUUUGAUGAAAUCAGUAUAGUUUUAGUGGGCAUAAAUUCUCUAUUGAAGAUCAGAAAAGCCACUGUGGAGAAUGUGAAACAUUAAUCACCAUUUCUUCUAUAUAUGAUAGUACAGUGCCAUCCCCAACAGACAUUUGAGAAUCCUAGAUUUACUUCAAGCAAUCAUCCUUUAAAUCCCACUUGUUGGGAAUAAUCUGUUAAUUUAUUUUAUUUGCAUUGCCAUGUCAACUAGAUGACUGUUUGCCCUCUCUUCUAAAAUUGUCCUUCUUAGAUAAUUCCCCCUGUUUAAGAAUGAAGGUAAGAGUUCUACAAUGUAAUUCAUUGAAAAGAUGGGCUCUUUUCAACAAGUUUGAAGACAUAUUUUUCAGCUCUUCUAUUAGACCUAUUGAUUUUGUCCAGAAUCUAUGGUUUCAUUGGCAUAGAGAACAUUUUCCACUGCACAUUCACAAUUCAAACUAUGGUCAUGACAUUUGCAAAUGUGAGAGAUAGGACUUGAACUCAGAUUCAUCAGAUUUCAAAGUCAACACUCUUAUUUACAAUACCAAGCAGACUCUCUUAUUAUCACACUUUGAUAUUAAAAUUCAGGCUUCUAGGAAGAGUAGUCAGAGAGUACCAAGAAUAGAUGGUCACCAUUAUCUAGGAUGACAAAUAAUUGAGUCAAGAAAUGGACAAGACUUCCAGGUUAGAAAAUAGACAUACUAUGAUUGAAGCUAUUAAGAAUGUAAAUAGUAUGUAGUUUAGAGACCGCUCAUUGACAAGAAUAAGAUGCUUUCUGGUGUUAGUAGGAAUCCUCUAAGUUUAAAAAAAAAAUUAUGUGUAAAUUAAGCUACCAAAUCAGAUUAUCACAUGAUAUGAAAGUAAAUUUUAGCAAACUGAUCUUAUGCUAAGUGGUCAUAGCAUCAUCAUCAUCAUCAUCAUCAUCUAGGAAAGGGAAGGUUGUAGAGUAAGACUUUUUCACUGUAUCUGCAGCAUUGUCUUAAGAGAAUCCUUUUAUUAGCUGACUUUUGUAUCUAUAUUAUACUGGCAAGAAUAUCUUCACAAAGAAGUAUGAUUGAUUGGGCUAUUGCAUCUUAUUGUCAUUUAAGUGUCAUUUAAAAUUAUGAUAAGGAGAAUUUCAGAUAAUUUUGUCACAGAAUUUCAGAAGUCUCAGUACCUGAGAGACCUACCUAGUCUAAACCAUAACUGACAAUGAAUCCAUAACUUAAUAGUAUUCACCAUAUAGCUCAAUAUCAGAAAAAGGUAACGAACACAACUAUGUAAUUGUGCUUAAUAGAUAUUUUUCCCAACAUAAAUUGAAAAUUUAAAACUUAAAAAUAUUAAAAAUAAAAGUGAAAUUAAAAUUAUUUGCUAAUACAAAUAAAUUCUGGGAUUUGGGGUAGCAUGUCAAACUUGGGUAAGUUUAGCUGCUAUUUCCAAAUAGAAUUGAGAUCUGAGUCUGGACUCAUGAUGAUAUCAUGAAAAUUUAGAAAUUGGUACUACCUGAUUUAAAGAACUUGACAAAAUCUUUUGUAAACAUUCUUCAAAAUUAAAGUUAAAAAGCAUCUCUACUAUAGUUUAUAACUUUUAAAGAUUUUAUAUUUUUCAGCAGCUCAUCUAUAUAUAUUGGGCAAAUAUAGUAGCACUGAAAUUAUAACUACAUGUUUAAUGGAAACAAGUGUUCUAUUUGAAAAUAAAAUAACUGGUUUAUUUAUUUAAAUGACUUGGACAGAAACUAAUAAACUAAUUUUCCCUUUUGAGGGAUUCAUUAUGCGUAUUAUAAUAAUACAAAUUUUGUUAGUGAUAAUGCUUAUGUAACGUACUCCAUUAACUGUAUUCUCCUUUUAUGCUUCAAUUACACCACUGGGUAGAAAAGCAUCAGAUAUAAAAAUGAGACAUGGGAAGGAAGAAGGAAAAGAAGAUAUCUGUAAUUGGUCCUUUGGUCUCUCUAUAACUGUUACAAAAUAUAAUCAUUUCACACUUCUCCCAAGAUUAUAUAUCUAGUGCUUUGGAUGAUUCCAAAAGUUUGGAAUUAGUGUGGGCCAGUUAACAAUACAUGUGAAAAAUACAUAGUAAAAAAUCAUCAAAAAAAAAAAAAAAAUACCAGUGUGGAGAAGUAAAUGCAAAAUGGAGCUUCUGUAUAAAUAUGCUGAUAGUGAUUAUGUCAUGUGGAUUGUAGAGUUAAGUAUGUAUGUAUGACUAUGUAUGACUAUGUACUGAUAUAAUGUAUUAUUUUAUAUUAUAGAAAAUGUAAGGGGACUCAUUCUCCUUGUGGCUGAAGGGAACAAACCAAUGACCAAUAAAGCAAUGAACUCCCCAUAAAUGGACAUUGUUGUGUGUUAUUUCCCAGUAAGAGAAUGAUAAUCAUUGCAUUAAAACUUAGAUACUUUCAGAUGACUGAACAGUCUGAAUCAGAUAAACUGAGAAGUACAACUACCCUUUUUUGGUUAAGCACGAUAGAUUUUUUAAGAACUAAGAGGUUCAUUCAUUGAGCAUUUAUUAAGUGCUUAAAACAUACCAGGCUCUGGGAAUACAAAACAAAGACAUCUCAAACCCGUAUGUUCUACUGGAGGAAACAAUGAUUAUAUUGCAAGUAAAUACAAAAAAAUACUCAUAGUAAUUUGGGGCAGGAGAAAUGUUCUGAACAAUUGGAAGAACCAAGAAGGGUUUUGUGUAGAAGAUGACACUUGUUUUAAGCCUGCUUAGAAAAUAGAAAUUCUAAAAAAGGUGAAGAGGAAGUAUAUUCUAGGUAUAGGAGAUGACUUGCAAAAAAGGCUCAAAGAUGGAAGAUGAAGUGUCAUUUACAGCAAGUUCAACUAGUUUGGUUACAGUAUGUAUAAAGGACACAACAUGAUAAGCCUCAAGAGAUAGGCCAUACCCCAAUUAUGAAGAACUAUAAACAUCCAAUAAAGGAGUUUGUAUUCUAGUAAUUCAGUAUGACAUAAUCAAAACUUGCUCUAGGGAGCAUAAGUAAGAAAUUUGGUCACAGUAUUCUUCCCUUUUAACAGUUGAAUAGUCACUUUUAAGUAAGUUUCAGAAAACAUGGAGGUCUCUAAAUGGCAAAUAUAAAUAAUUUCCAGGCACGGCAAGCUAGAUAUUUAGGUAUUUAGUACUUGCUAUUAAGUAAAGGAAAUAAUCUCCAAACAUAAGAGGAGAUUUAAGGAGGUUGUGAUAGUUAUCUUCAAAUAUUUUAAGUUUCAUCAUGGAAGAUAUAUUAGACUUGUUCUGCUUAGACCCAGAGGAUAGACCUAGGAGCAUUGGGAUAUAUUUUGCAGAAAAACAAACUUGUGCUUCAAAUGAAAAUUUUUUACAACUGUCUAAAAAAUUAGAAUGGGCUGUUUCAGAGCAAUAGACAUUAAUCAACUAUGAUGUGAAAGACACUGAACCUGAUGAGAGCUGGAACUGCCAAAACCUUAAAAAGUUUCUUCUUUCAAAGAACAUAUACUCUGUGCCAAAAUGUUUGUGACAGCCCUGUUUGUAGUGGCUAGAAGCUGGAAAA
This is a messenger RNA of Sarcophilus harrisii (Tasmanian devil), 5094 nucleotides long. Its product is annotated as zinc finger protein 24. The transcript is spliced from 4 exons. The record is from RefSeq and is a predicted model, not a curated record. The coding region runs from base 550 to 1560 and encodes 336 amino acids. Lineage: Eukaryota; Metazoa; Chordata; Mammalia; Dasyuromorphia; Dasyuridae.